AUGGAUGAAGUGAUCCAUAGGUCGUUUGUCUACGGACUAGGCACAACAGCUAUCCUGAGUCCAACCCUCCACUACCAUCUCCCCGACCGAGGCCGGCGAUGGCUCCGUCUCUUCAAGAAGCCCGUCUUGACGGCAAUGUUGCUGUAUCUGUUCUAUGGUGCGAUGCCCACCGAUCGCCGCGACCUUUACACUCUCCUCGAUGUCGACGUCUCAGCGUCUAAAAACGACAUUCUGCAGGCCUAUCGAACGGUUUCGAAGAAGUUCCACCCUGACAAGGUGGCCGCGGCCGAGGCGUCCGGAGGCGCAGUGCCUCAGCGUCCUUCGGGCUUCAAGGGCAUGUCGAAUGAGGAGUUCUUCAUGGAGAUCAAGAAGGCGCAAGAAGUGCUCAUGAACGACACUCGGAGGUCGAACUACGACCGAUUCGGCGACUACAAAUACGGCGAGGUCGACGAGAAGACCACGAUCAUCGUUGUUUGCCUCGCCCUCGUUUCCCACCUUCUCUGCUUCUGCGUGGGGUUUCUGGUUUCCUAUCCCAAGCACGCCACGUUUGCGCGCCAAAUCUACCUCGUCUACAACCUGGCGAUGUUCUGCAACGAAUUGCAGCUGCGCUUUGUGGACGACGGAGACUCGCUCGCUUUCCUGCCCUACGUCAGCAGGCUCGUACCAUUUGAAAGAGUUCAUUUCUUCCGAAGCCUCUUUCCGUGCGUCCUUUGCGCAAGCAUUUGCUUGUCUGCGUGGGUCUUCACGGACAACCCGGCGAAGCGCUUGGCUUUGCUGAAGGCUUUGUUGUCAACGAACCGCGUCUUGACCGAAAGGACGCAGGAGCUGAUCCGCGUGACAGCGUAUCUUAAGACCAUAGGCACGCCGUCCACUGCGGCCAUCAAGACGCAGCAGCUGCAGAUGCAGAACCUGCAUUCCGCGGCACUUCGCGUUCGGGCCGCUGGUCACGAUCUCUCUUCGGCACCAGGAGCCGAAGAGGCUGCUGAACAGGCUGCGAAGGAGGCUGGCGGCGAGGGCGCUGCUAGUUCACAGCGCAAGAACGCCAGUCAGCAGAAGCCUGUCGGCUCUAUAGCGCCUACCAAGGAUAAGAAGGACGUUGCCGAAUGGGAGGAUUUCACCAAUACCCUGAACGAGGAACAGAAGGAGCUCUUCAAACGCAUGGUGGCGGAUCAGGCAAGCGCGCGCGACCCCAGAAGCGUUCGCCCUUCGUUUUUCUCGUUCGUCGUUUUUAGUGUCUAUGCAUGUGGUGCGAUGGAACGCCAGGCACGUGUGGAGUAG
Molecule: messenger RNA, 1278 nt
Organism: Besnoitia besnoiti
Lineage: Eukaryota; Apicomplexa; Conoidasida; Eucoccidiorida; Sarcocystidae
Product: DnaJ domain-containing protein
Exons: 8
Coding region: 1-1278 (425 amino acids)
Biological process (GO): protein refolding
Cellular component (GO): cytoplasm
Source: RefSeq, a predicted model, not a curated record